ACCCGCUGCCGCUCCCGACACGGAGGCCCAGGGAGCCCCUCGGCGGCGGCGGCGGCGGUGGCGGCGGACGAGAGGAGGAAAGGGAGGAGGAAGAAGAGGAGGAGGCGGAGGAGGAGGAGGAAAAUGAAGCUCCUGAAGCCGGCCUGGGUCAACCACAAUGGCAAGCCAAUAUUUUCAGUUGACAUUCAUCCUGACGGGACCAAGUUUGCAACCGGAGGUCAAGGGCAGGAUUCUGGGAAGGUUGUGAUUUGGAACAUGGCUCCUGUCCUCAAAGAAGAAGAUGAAAAGAAUGAGAAUAUACCCAAGAUGCUUUGUCAGAUGGACAAUCAUUUAGCUUGCGUGAAUUGUGUGCGAUGGUCAAACAAUGGGCUUUAUCUGGCUUCCGGGGGAGAUGACAAGCUGGUCAUGGUUUGGACUAGAGCGGCGUACAUUGGACCUAGCACGGUGUUUGGUUCCAGUAGUAAACUUGCGAAUGUAGAACAGUGGAGGUGUGUCUCAAUUCUUAGAAGCCAUUCUGGGGAUGUAAUGGAUGUGGCCUGGUCUCCUCAUGAUGCUUGGCUAGCCUCUUGCAGUGUCGAUAACACCGUUGUCAUCUGGAAUGCUGUCAAAUUUCCAGAAAUCCUGGCCACUCUGAAGGGUCACUCGGGCUUAGUGAAGGGACUCACCUGGGACCCCGUUGGGAAAUACAUCGCAUCACAAGCGGAUGACAGAAGCUUGAAGGUGUGGCGGACUAUGGACUGGCAGCUAGAAACCAGCAUUACCAAGCCGUUUGAUGAGUGCGGAGGAACCACGCAUGUUUUACGCCUCAGCUGGUCACCUGAUGGGCAUUAUUUAGUCUCUGCUCACGCCAUGAAUAAUUCCGGACCCACGGCACAGAUCAUUGAGAGAGAUGGAUGGAAAACCAACAUGGAUUUUGUAGGCCAUCGCAAAGCCGUUACAGUGGUGAAAUUCAAUCCAAAAAUCUUUAAAAAGAAGCAUAAGAACGGGAGCUCAACCAAGCCCAGCUGCCCUUAUUGCUGCUGCGCUGUUGGCAGUAAAGACCGGUCCCUUUCUGUCUGGCUUACAUGUCUGAAAAGGCCGUUGGUGGUUAUACAUGAGCUGUUUGACAAGUCUAUCAUGGACAUCUCAUGGACCUUAAAUGGACUCGGCAUCUUGGUGUGUUCCAUGGAUGGAUCAGUGGCGUUUCUGGAUUUUUCCCAGGACGAGCUUGGUGAUCCCCUGAGCGAGGAGGAAAAGAGCAACAUUCAUCAGUCCACCUAUGGCAAAAGCUUGGCUAUCAUGACCGAGGCGCAUCUGUCCACCACUAUAAUCGAGAAUCCAGAGAUGCUGAAGUACCAGCAAAGGCAGCAGCAGGGAGGGCAGAAGAAUGACGCUAUAAGGGACGCAGCAGGCUCAGCAAUGGCAGCCCCUAAAAUGGCGAGCAUGGUGAAUGGGGAGAGCUUGGAGGACAUCAGGAAAAGACCUUUCUUCCGACAGAAUCUUUUAAAGAAGCAAGUCGAGACACGGACAGCAGAUGGCCGGAGAAGGAUCACACCUCUCUGCAUAGCUCAGCUGGACACUGGUGAUUUUUCAACAGCUUUCUUCAAUAGUAUUCCGAUAUCUGGAUCCUUAGCUGGAACAAUGAUGUCUGCUUCUCAAACCAAUCAGCUGAUGUCAUUAGAUUACAAUGCAACCAAUUCCCUUGGCACUUCUAAACCUACCUUAGAGCCGGUGGCAGUCAGUGUUAAACCCACAGAAGAUGGAGUCAACAAGGACGGUGUAAACGCUACCUCUGCUUCAGCCGCUCCCUCUGCCUCCUCGCCCUCUGUGCUGACAACCCCGUCCAAGAUAGAACCGAUGAAAGCAUUUGAUUCCAGAUUUACCGAGCGGUCCAAAGCCACCUCAGGGACUUCUGCCAUCGCACACACAAAUCAAAUCGCCAUAGACAGGUUAAAAGAGCAGAACUCGAUUAGGGACAGUAAACCCCGGGAUCUCCUGGAGAGCAGCAGCGACAGUGAGGAAAAGAUCCCGGCUAAGUCUCACUCUCACUCUCUGUCCAAGCGUAAACUGGAGCUGGAGAUUGAAACGGUGGAAAAGAAGAAAAAAGGAAGGCCUCGAAAGGACUCCAGGCUGAUGGCCGUCCCUCUAACAGUUCAGUCCCCGGCGAUCCUGGCUUCUGAGAAGGAUGGGGCUUGCCACAGUGCCCCGUUAGCGCUUAAACUGCCCACCCCGCUCCCGCAGAAAUCGUUUACAUUGCAAGUCAGCUCAGAUCCCUCCAUGUACAUAGAAGUGGAGAAUGAAAUUACGUCGGCAGGGGGUUCAAAACUGAGCAGGUUAAAAUGCAAUCGAGAAGGCAAAGAGUGGGAAACGGUCCUCACCAGCCGGAUUCUUUCAGCAGCAGGAAGCUGCGAAGUGGUGAGCGUCGCUUGUGAAAAGCGGACCCUCUCUGUGUUUUCGGCUUGCGGUCGCCGCCUCCUCCCUCCUAUCGUUCUGCACUCGCCCAUCUCCACCUUGCACUGUACAGGCUUCUACAUCAUGGCUCUUACGACCGCUGCAACCCUCUCUGUCUGGAACGUUCAGAAACGGUCAGUUGUGGUGAAGGACGAAUCCUUGCAGACGAUUUUAACAGGCAGCGAAACCACGGUGUCUCAGAUCUUGUUGACACAGCACGGCAUCCCAGUAAUGAACAUGUCUGAUGGAAAAGCAUAUUGCUUUAACCCUUCUCUUUCCUCCUGGAACCUUGUCUCUGACAAGCAGGAGACUCUAGCACAAUGUGCAGACUUCAGGAACAGUUUACCAUCCCAGGAGGCUAUGCUGUGUUCGGGACCUUUAGCCAUAAUACAAGGGAGAACAUCCAAUUCUGGGAGGCAAGCUGCAAGAUUGUUCUCCAUGCCUCAUUUAGUACAGCAGGAAACAACUCUGGCGUACUUGGAGAGUCAGGUAGCAGCUGCCCUUACGUUGCAGUCAAGUCACGAAUACCGCCAUUGGCUCCUUAUCUAUGCACGGUAUCUAGUUAACGAAGGGUUUGAAUAUCGAUUACGGGAAUUAUGCAAGGAUUUGCUGGGUCCAGUCCAUUGCUCACCUGGCAGCCAGUGGGAAUCAACUGUUGUAGGUUUACGAAAGCGAGAGCUACUGAAGGAACUGCUUCCGGUCAUCGGACAGAACCUUCGCUUUCAGCGGCUUUUCACAGAAUAUCAAGAGCAACUGGACAUCUCGAAAGACAAAUAGCUUCUUCCCCCAUUGUUUAUCUGACCUAAGAGAAACUGGCAAAGCAGCGUUGCUGAGCAAGCCCGAA
Euleptes europaea (tarantolino) is the source of this 3274-nucleotide messenger RNA. Its product is annotated as protein HIRA. The record is from RefSeq and is a predicted model, not a curated record. Gene Ontology annotation, molecular function: nucleosome binding; protein binding. Gene Ontology annotation, cellular component: nucleus; HIR complex. Gene Ontology annotation, biological process: chromatin remodeling; regulation of DNA-templated transcription; DNA-templated transcription. The transcript is spliced from 25 exons. Lineage: Eukaryota; Metazoa; Chordata; Lepidosauria; Squamata; Sphaerodactylidae. The coding region runs from base 124 to 3207 and encodes 1027 amino acids.